Molecule: messenger RNA, 3289 nt
Organism: Dromaius novaehollandiae (emu)
Lineage: Eukaryota; Metazoa; Chordata; Aves; Casuariiformes; Dromaiidae
Gene: ESYT3
Product: extended synaptotagmin 3
Exons: 23
Coding region: 317-2515 (732 amino acids)
Biological process (GO): lipid transport
Cellular component (GO): extrinsic component of cytoplasmic side of plasma membrane; endoplasmic reticulum membrane
Molecular function (GO): calcium-dependent phospholipid binding; phosphatidylethanolamine binding; calcium ion binding
Source: RefSeq, a predicted model, not a curated record
GCUGCCGCGGCGGCUGCUGUGGGCGGCGGCGCGGGCGGUGCUGUGGCUCGGCCCCGCGUACCUGGCCGGGUACCUGGGGCUGAGCGGCUGCUGGGUGCUGCUGGCGCUGCUGCUGUGGCUGUGCUGGGGCCGCAACCGGCGGGGGAAGCGCUCCCGGCUGGCGGCCGCCUUCGCGCUGCUGGAGGACGAGCGGGAGGCGGUGUGCCGCGGCCUGGCCGCCCGGCACCUGCCCGCCUGGGUUCAUUUCCCUGAUGUUGAGCGAGCGGAGUGGCUGAACAAGGUCCUUGUACAGGCUUGGCCAUACUUUGGGACAAUUAUGGAAAAAACAUUUAAAGAAGUUCUUGAACCAAAAAUCAGAGCAAAGAACGUGCAUCUGAAAACAUGCACCUUUACCAAGAUCCACUUUGGCGAGAAGUGCCCUAGAAUCAAUGGAAUAAAAGCCUACACCAAAGAAAUUGAUAGAAGACAAAUUACCCUGGACCUGCAGAUAUGUUACAUAGGGGACUGUGAGAUUCACAUGGACAUAUCGAAAUUUAAGCUUGGAGUGAAAGGCGUACAGUUGUAUGGGACAUUGCGGGUGAUACUGGAGCCUCUUCUAACUGAUGCACCUUUUAUUGGAGCGGUGACAUUGUUUUUUAUGCAGAGACCGCACUUGGAAAUCAACUGGACCGGCAUGAGCAACCUCCUGGAUGUCCCAGGGAUUAAUGUAAUGUCGGACUCGCUAAUUCAGGACUUCAUUGCUUCACGGCUGGUUCUACCAAACAGAAUCACGGUGCCUCUGAAGAAGAGCAUGAACAUUGCCCACCUGAGGUUCCCUGUCCCAUAUGGAGUAGUAAGAGUUCAUCUGUUAGAAGCUGAAAACCUUGUCCAGAAAGACAAUUUCCUUGGUGCCAUCAGGGGGAAGUCUGACCCAUACGCUCUCCUUCGAGUUGGCACGGUGCAGUAUCGAAGCAAGACAGUCUCCCGAGACCUUAACCCCAUUUGGAAUGAGACGUUUGAGUUUGUUGUUCAUGAAAUACCUGGUCAGGACUUAGAAGUGAACUUGUAUGAUGAAGAUCCAGACAAAGAUGACUUUAUGGGCAGCUUGUUUAUAAGCCUGGUGGAUGUAAUGAAUGACAGAACUGUGGAUGAGUGGUUUCCCUUAAGUAAGACAACAAGUGGACACUUGCAUUUAAAGCUGGAGUGGUUUUCGUUAGUAAAUGACCAAGAAAAGCUACAUGAGGAUAAGAAGGGUCUGUCUACAGCGAUUCUGAUAGUCUACUUGGACAACGCUUUCAACCUUCCAAAAAACCACUUUGAGUACUCAAAUGGUGAAUAUGGAGCAAAGAAGUUCAAAAAUAACAAGUACCUGAAGAAGAUGGAACGAGAGCCUUCCUCCUUUGUCCUGCUCACUGUAGGGAACAAGACUCAGAAAAGCAAGACCUGCAAUUUCAACAAAGAUCCCACGUGGGGCCAGGCUUUCACCUUCUUUGUCCACAGUGCUCACUCCCAGUCACUGCACGUUGAGGUAAAAGACAAGGAUCGAGAUAGCGUCCUGGGAACUUCAGUGGUGUCUCUCUCCCAUUUGCUUAAGGACCCAGACAUGACUCUGGAUCAGAGAUUUCAGCUGGAUCAUUCCAGUUCAGACAGCUUCGUUAAGAUGAAACUUGUGUUGCGGGCCUUGCGUGUUGAAGAACCCGAUCCACAAAGAGUGAAGGCAGGUGUCGCUGCCUCGAAGCAAGGUCCCGUACGUGUCACGGAGAAGGGUGGGAACCAGCACAAGUAUGUCCCCCCGCCGAAGCCAGAAGUCUCAAAAGUACCUCCUGUGAGCAAAGACUCUGCAGCACUUGAAUCUGUGCCGCAAAAGGACAGCAGUGAAGACGUGGACACAAAUGACAGUUCAGCAGAGCCUGUAGCAAGUGAAACUGUUGCUGGCCUUAAUGAGACGGAGAGUGAGCAAAAUCCAGAGCAUCGACCGUCGGCAGCAUUGCAAACCAGAGCAGCAGUAGUGCCCACACUGCCGGUCAUACAGGAAUUAAGGCUUGCGCCCAGCGUUGCUUCGCUGGGUUCUCUGCCUUCUUCUUGCUUUGACUUAAGUAGCAGCAAUCUGGACCUUCAUAAUGGGACCGCAAUGCCUCUGGGAGAGAUUCAGCUCACAGUGCGGUAUGCUUCUAUACGGCAGAGUCUCAUUGUGCUGGUCAAUGGCUGCAGAAACUUAGUACCCUCUUCUAAUCGUGGGGUAGAUCCGUACGUUCGUAUAUACCUGCUUCCAGAUAGAAGAUGGACAAGCAGAAAGAAGACUUCAGUUAAGAAAAAAACUCUGAACCCCCAGUAUGAUGAAAAGUUUGAAUUUUUUGAAUCUUUGGAAGAUGUUAAGAAAAGGACGUUAGACAUUGCAGUGAAAAACAGCAGGCCAUUCAUUUCACAGGAAAGAAGGGAACUGGGGAAAGUGCGGAUUGACUUGUCACAGGAAGACUUAAUCAAAGGUUUUGCACAAUGGUAUGAGCUGACAAGAAGUAGAUGCAAGAAAAGCUGACUUCUUCUCAUGUGCAUGUUAGUAAUUUGUAAACUUUAUACAAAUGUACAUAUCUUUUGUAAUGAAUGCAUUUUGAGCAGUCACUGCAAACUUGGAGCAGUCUCCUGUUCAGAACAUGUAUAUUUAAAAGAUGCUACUCAGUGAUUAGUUAUUUAAGUAAGCAAGUCUAAACAGCAAUAGUCACUUACGUUUGCUGUUUCUGGCAUAUUUUCCCCAAAGAACCCUUAAGUGUGAAAACCCUCUUAAGCAAGUCUUGCACCUGAAGUUAUUUUAGAUUCAGUCAGCGACAUGUCAUUGCUCUGCUUGGGCAGUUUUACGUUCCCAGAAUUUUAUGUUGUUUUAACAACAUUUGAAAGCACGGUACCUGUGAAAUAAUAGAUGUUUAAACAACAUCCUUCACCUAUGAGGCUUCAGAAGUGUUCGAAGAAACUGUUUAAGACUGUUCAAUGGCAGUUGGUUUUGAGAAACUAAGAAAUUAAUAUUCCACUGCGAGUAUCAUUGAUUGUGGCUGCAGGUAUGUAUAUAAUGAGCUUCUAAAAAAGCAGGGAGAUUAGUUUACCAAGAUGUCAUUAAGGUUUAGUUUGUGAUGCCUUAACGUGUUUUGUUCUUUGUUACAGUACAUUUCAAAACUGAUAGUAAAGCAUUCUGCCUGAGGAAGAGCAGAGUUUUGUAAACUAAGCUUAAUAAUGUUGGAGUGAAAUACACCAAAGUAUUUUCAGAAGCUCUGUGUACCUGUUUCUAUACAAUAAACUUUUAAAUGUCUUGCUUAAGAAA